Molecule: messenger RNA, 5891 nt
Organism: Cottoperca gobio
Lineage: Eukaryota; Metazoa; Chordata; Actinopteri; Perciformes; Bovichtidae
Product: fatty acyl-CoA reductase 1-like
Exons: 7
Coding region: 607-1368 (253 amino acids)
Biological process (GO): long-chain fatty-acyl-CoA metabolic process
Cellular component (GO): peroxisome
Molecular function (GO): alcohol-forming very long-chain fatty acyl-CoA reductase (NADP+) activity
Source: RefSeq, a predicted model, not a curated record
ACACUACCCAGAUUUCAGUCGCACUCCUCUCUCUUCUCUGAAAGCACUGCACAUCUUCUGCUGCCAACACAGAGGCAGUUGAGCAGUGAGUGAGGAAUGUGAAGAAUGUGGAGUAGAGAAGCUCUACACACCUUUGCUCCUGGCCAAUCACUGUGGAAAGCAGAAGGCAUGUUUCAUUUCAGGUUCAGAAAAGUUUGAGAAAUUGGGUUACACAGAUGGUUCAUGUCUGAAAAUCUGAAAGGGACAUUUCACAGUUUUUACACAUAGAUACAUAAGUGUUUAGGGUCGCACCCAUCAAUAUGACCCCUUGCACUGACAGUAACCACUGGUCUUUUUUUACUAUAUAUUAAAUAUGUUAUCACAUGAACUGGAGAGAAUCAAGCAGGUCCUUGUAUUUGAGUAUAUGUAUAACCAGCAAAUGUUUGAACAAUCUAUGAACAAUUAGUUUAUUAAGAAAAAGAACAAUUGUAUUAUCUGUCAAUCAGCUAAUCGUUUCAGUACUAAUUCUGUGUUCCUUUCCUCUGCCUGCUCUUUCAGGGUUGGAUUGAUAACUUCAAUGGACCUAGUGGAAUAUUCAUUGCCGCUGGUAAGGGGAUCCUGCGUACAAUGAGAGCGUCUAAUGAUGCUGUGGCUGACCUGGUGCCUGUGGACGUGGUCAUCAACGCCACGCUGGCUGCAGCAUGGUACUCUGGAUCCCAGACACUCAACAGGUCUAAAAAUCUCCUGGUUUACAACUGCACAACCGGUGGGAUCAACCCGUUUCGCUGGGGGGAAGUUGAGUACCAUGUAAUAUCCACAUUCAAGAGGAACCCCCUUGAGCAGGCCUUCCGUCGGCCCCAUGUUAAUCUAACAUCCAAUCACCUAAUCAAUCAGUACUGGAUCGCCGUGAGCCACAAGGCUCCGGCCUUCCUCUAUGAUCUGUACCUCAGGCUGAUUGGACGAGAGCCCAGGAUGAUGAAGACAAUCACACGCCUCCACAAAGCCAUGAUGGUGUUGGAGUAUUUCACUAGUCACUCCUGGGUUUGGAACAAUGACAACGUAGCCAUGCUGAUUGCCCAGCUGAGCCCAGAGGAUAAGAAGGUGUUCAAUUUUGAUGUGCGUCAGCUGCACUGGGCGGAGUACAUGGAGAGUUACUGUAUGGGCACAAAAAAAUAUGUCCUCAAUGAAGAGCUGUCGGGCCUGCCUGCUGCACGCAAACACCUCAACAAGCUGAGGAACAUCCGCUAUAGCUUCAACACCAUCCUGGUGGUGCUCAUUUGGCGCGUCUUCAUCGCCCGAUCCCAGAUGGCCAGAAACAUCUGGUACUUUGUGGUGAGCCUCUGCUUCAAAUUCCUCUCCUACUUCAGAGCUUCCUCCACCAUGAGAUAAUGAUCCUGGAAAAGGGUGGCGGGUGGCAAGGCAAAGGGGCAAAUUAAUGAAGAAACACUUUCUGUGGAUGAUGAGAGGUUCCUGAGCUCAAAGCCCUUGAAACAGCCCUGCCUUUCCCUUGAGGAUUAAAUGGAACCGUUAAGCCCGUGAAACAAAAAGCUACUGGACGAGCCUGGAGUCCACACCGUCUAAAUGUUGCAUAUCUGGGAUCUAUCUUACCUGAUCUCGAGCAUUUAAUGAAACGUAGAGGGCAUGAAUUGAUCUCACAAUGUACAAUGCUCAGACUAACAACUCUUGGACUCGUUGGAGUAGCAGGAGCACACGCCCUGAUUCUGUUCAUUCGCAGUCAUUAGGGUCCCCUCUGGUGCCAGCUUUACUGGGGCAGUCUUUUAAGCUCAAGGGAACCCAAAUGUGCUCCAUCUCGUCUGUCUGCUCGCCUGGCUGCCUGCAAAACAAAGCUAUGCAUUGGAUGAUGCUCAGCUGCAAAAAUCUCAGUUGGUUUUGAGUCAGUCCAGGCUUCCUCUUCUGUGUAUGUAUUAUUUCAUUGAAGAAUAAUUACUCCAACUGUUAUGUAAGUUAUAUUUCACCUGAAAAUGUAACAUUUAUUUUUUUGAGGUUUGUGUGUGUCAUUUAUUCUGCUAGUAAGGUUACACAAAUGUAUCAUAAGCAGGGUUUUCAUAUGAAAGCAACUUUUGCAAGGCAAAGCAUAAGUUACUUUUCUUCUGUGGCAUUGGAAGGAUGAUUCUGUAUUGACUCGGUGAAGGUUUGUGGACAGGCUAGCCUAGAAAUCAUUGUUUAAACUCGGCCUUGCCCUCCAAACCCCAUCUCUAAGAACAAAGCCAGUUCAAGUAAUGUUAGACGGGUGUGUUGACAGCUUGGUGUAAAGAGAAAGUUGUCAUUGCGAGGGCUUAGGGGGGCCCAUGCCCCACCUAGAAUUGUCAUUGGCUGUCUUUAAUCGUCCUGCUAACAAUGCACUCCUGUAUGUCCCCAGUAAACUGCAGUGGCUAGUUCCAUAAUAACGACCAAGCACAACAUAGAUUGUAAAAAGAUGGCUUUAUCCAGUGCCUACAAACUUAUUGUUCUUUCAUCAGCAGAUCUUGCAAAUCAGGCUUCUUCUACAGGUUUCUUUUUUGUCAUGUCUGAAAGUAAUUUGUGUCAUUUGCUCUUAAAGCUAUUUUUGCCAAAAUACCGCUUAACUAACAGGCUCAGUAGAGGAUGGGACGGGUGUAGUUGAGAGGAGAAAUAUUGUCACCUUUUGGUUUCUUUUUCUCAGUCAACUCUUUCAUUAUUGGUUAACAUAUUAAGUCAUUUAUUACACUGUGGGCGAUGACUUUUACUCAUUGGUCAUUGGUUAGUACACUAACUUUCAUGUCGCUUCAACAAUAGCGUACCAUUUUGUAAAAAGUUGUUACUUUUCUUCUUUUCCUGUUUAAGUCAUUCUAAUGGUUCAUAGUUUGUCAUGUUACUUGUCCAUUUACUAUCUUAGUUCUGUAAAUAUAAGUAUGCAGGAUUUGUCACAUGCUCAUGCUGUUUAUAACCUGCUGUUAAACUCUCGGACUGUUCUGUUGCCUUCAUCCUUCUUGUUGCAUAAGAAAUAUUGGCUAGUUACAGAUUUUGCAACAUUUUGUUUGUAUAAAAUUUUUCUGGGUUUUUAUAGGAAUUAAUCGUUAUUGCCAUAUUAAGUCUUACAUUUACAUACUUGAGCUUUACCUGUGCACAUUUGUCUCAUCUGAUUUCUCGAGCACACUACGAUGUUUAAAAAAAAAGCAUGGUGUGAGCAUGUGCUCAUCUUUGCUUGUGCUUGCAUGUGUCUUCGGCAUAGUAGCUUCAAACGCCUACAUGUGCGUCCUGUGAAUGUUCUGGAUUCAUUAGGAAUUGGAUUGGUCUUUUUUACUUUCUCAGCAUGAACCAUUUUACAAAGGAUCGUGUGACUUAGUGGAAAGAUGCACCAUUUUUAAAAGACGUGAAUCGUGCCUAAACUUUUUUUCAAUAUUCUAACUAUGUGAAAAGAGCAAUCGGAUCUGUUUUAUAAUUAUUUUGUGUACAGCUCUAUUUAGGUAGAUUUCAAAAUACAGAUGUAUUUUUCUGCUAAUGACAUUGUGUGGUUAUUUUACUUCAGCUGCUGUAAAUAAUACUUAGUAAAUAUGGAUGUAAGUGCAGUUUGUCCAGAGCUGAGUUUCAAUGUUUUAAGUUGCUGUCUACGCAUUUACAGAUAUUUACAUAUACACGUAUACAUAAAUACAUGUUUUAUUACGUUAGACUUAUUCUACAAUAGAUUAAGUCCAUUUUUUGCCUCAAAUAUCUACACACAAUAGACAAGACAAAGUGAAAACAGGUUUUUAGAAAAUAUGCAAUUUAUUUAUUAGACAACAGUAGGUUAUUUAGGGGUUACAUAUCUGUACACACCCUUAGCCUGAUACUUAGUUGAUGCACCUUUGGCAAGGAUUAAAACUUCAAGGCAUCUUGGGAAAGAAGCUACGAGCUUGGCACACUUGUUUCUGGAGAUUUCUGCACAUUCCUCUUGGCAUAUCCUUGCAAGCCCUGUCAGGUUGGAUGAGGACGUGGCGUCGGUACACAGAUGUUCAAUUGGAUUCAGGUCUGGGCUCAGGCUGGGCCACUCAAGGACAUCCACAGACUUUCUCCGAAGCCACUCCUUUGUUCUCUUGGCUGUGUGCUUCGGGUCGUUGUCCUGUUGGAAGGUAAACCUUCGCCCCAGUCUGAGGUCCAGAGUGCUCUGGAGCAGGUUUUCUUCAGGGUAACGCUUGGCAUUAGGGCCAAAAAGUUCUAUUUUGGUUUCAUCAGACCAGAUAAUUGUGUUUCUCAUGGUCUGAGAGUCCUUUAAGUGCCUUUUGGCAAACGCCAAGCGGGCUGUCAUGUGCCUUUUUACUAAGGAGUGGCUUCCGUCUGGCCAUAAAGGCCUGAUUGGUGGAGUGCUACCUGGAUGGUUGGAGUGCUGCCUGGAUGGUUGAUCUUCUGAGAGGUUCUCCCAUCCCCUCAAGGAUACGCUGGAGCUCUGUCAGAGUGACCCUCGGGUUCCUGCUCACCUCCCUGGCACCACCAUUGCUCAGUUUGGCCGGGCGGCCAGAUCUAGGAAGAUUCUUGGUGGUUCCAAACGUCUUCCAUUUAUGAAUGAUGGUGGCCACUGUGCUCUUUGGGACAUGUAACGCUGCAUCAAUGUUUCCAUACCCUUCUCCAGAGCUGUGCCUUGACACAAUCCUGUUUCUGAGGUCUGCAGAUACUUCUUUUCAUCCCAUGGCUUGGAUUUGGCUCUAACGUGCACUGUCAACUGUGGGACCUUAGCAGGUGUUGGCCAAUCAUGUCCAAUCAAUUUCAUUUACCACAGGUGGACUUCAAACAAGUUGUAGGAACAUCUCAAGCAGUAUCAGUGAAAACAAAAUGCACCUCAGCUCACUUUUGGUUGUCAUAUCAAAGGGUGUGCACACUUGUGCACAUAUGAUAUUUUAUAUUUUGAUUUUUUAAUAAAUUAGCACAAAUGUCUAAAAACCUGUUUUCACUUUGUCAUUAUGGGCUAUUUUGUGUAUGUACGUGAACUCAAUCUAUUGUAGAAUAAGUCUGUAACGUAAUAAAAUAUGGAGAAAGUGAAAGGGGUGUGCAGACUUUCUGGCUUGACUACUUUUUUGUCUCUGAAUGUAAUAGAAUAACACAGCCAGACUCUUCCUUUUGACUCCUGAAACAAGAAAUUAACAAUACUGUCAUUUGAAUAUUAAGGAAGUGUUUGUUCAUUGGAGUGUCGUGCGAUACUUUUCUGCUGUUGUAACUCCAUUUUCUUGUAACUGUGAGUGAGUAGGUCAGAUGUGAUGGUGAUGACCCGGUCCUUUUCCUGUUCCCACAAUACUGAAUCAUAGCAAUGAUUUGUUCAUCCAACAGGGCAAGUUACACAAAUUGCAUCAUCCUCUACUCCACUUGGAACAAAUCCUAAACGGUCACAUUGAUCCAUUAUUCUAAUAAUUGAAAUCUCCAGAAAACAUGGUUUCAAAUAGGUAGAACAUAAAAUAUUCAUGUCUGGUUAGCUUAGCUUAGUAUAAAGACUGGAAAAUAAAAGGAAACUGCCACCCUGGCUCUAUCCAAAAGUAACACAAUGUGCCUACCAGCACGGUAGGCAGGCUGUGCGACCAGCGGAGACUGAGUAACAAGGAUAUGCAUGUUCAUGACAGCCUGUGUAUUGAUCUUCAUUCUUUUUCCGGCUUCUUGUUUUCAUGGCUCAAAUAUUGUGUGCUUUUUUACAUGGCCAACACAACAUGGGUCCAUAUGCUUAGGCUGUACUAGCAUUGCUAAAAGUUUUUCUUCCGAGGUUAUGAUUACAUUCAGAAUGCUUACAGUGUCGAUGUUCAUUUUUAAACAUGUUCAUUGCUCCUGCUUUGAGCAGCGGGUCACUGUGUUUAGUUUCAGAAGGAGAAAAGGGAGUUUUUUCCACAGUCAAUGUGAAACUCCCAAAACAAUGAAAUCAAUGGGUGCCUUUUUGUUUGUAAACCAAAAAGAAGGAAUAAACUGUUUAAUCCUCA